Molecule: messenger RNA, 3121 nt
Organism: Pseudophryne corroboree (corroboree frog)
Lineage: Eukaryota; Metazoa; Chordata; Amphibia; Anura; Myobatrachidae
Product: gastrula zinc finger protein XlCGF57.1-like
Exons: 5
Coding region: 227-2146 (639 amino acids)
Biological process (GO): regulation of transcription by RNA polymerase II
Cellular component (GO): nucleus
Molecular function (GO): DNA-binding transcription factor activity, RNA polymerase II-specific
Source: RefSeq, a predicted model, not a curated record
GAAUGAUGGCCAUAAGUGCGCAUGUCUGCCGUGGCUCUGGGGGAGCACACUAUAGUAAAUCUGUACAACAGCCACUACAUAGGACUGAGGGAGUCCCCCGGAGUAACAUCACGCUACAGCCGGAGGUCUCUCCUUUGUUUAUGGAGGAUUUGGACGAUUUACGCAGCAGUUACCCCCAUGCAGAGACUGGAUCCAAUCAUAUGAACGUCUCUUUGACUCCUAGAAGAUGGACAAGGUCAAAGAUGGGAUAACGGAGCGGAUACUACAGUUCACCCUGGAGAUCCUCCACUUGCUGACUGGGGAGGACUACACAGUAGUGAAGAAGUCUGCCAACUUGGUCACGCCCAGUGGUUCCUGUUUAUCAGGAGAAUGGAGCCGGACCCAGAGUCCCAUCACGGACCCUCCACCUCACUCACUGAUACAUGGGAGAGACAAUGAGCAGAAGAUCCUGGAACUCACCAACAAGAUCAUUCAGCUGCUGACUGGAGAGGUUCCUAUAAGGUGUCAGGAUGUCACUGUCUAUCUCUCCAUGGAGGAGUGGGAGUAUUUAGAGGGACACAAGGAUCUGUACAUGGACGCCUUAACGGAGGAUCGCUCUCUUGUCCUCUCAGCCGGUGGGCCUGUGGGCAGAGUUGCACCAGACGAUUGCGCAGCCAUCCGUGCAAAAGAAACAAAGACUAGUUUGAAAAAGCUUAAAAAACCAAGAAAAACUAAGAGAUUGGCAGGAGGGAAGCUGAAAUGUAUGACAAAAGUAAAUAGGUGUUCAGAUUCAUUCCUGAAAGGGCAACCAGUGGACACUAGUAUUUACACUGCUACUACUCACACGCAGACAGACAUUAAAGCUGCUCUUGUUAAAAAGGAAUCUCCACUUUUAUAUGGUGGAAAUCCUUCCGACACUAACCGCUCAGUGAAACGGCAUGCAAAAAAUGACUUUGAUGCCAUUAAGUCUGAGGAAGACUUCUUCUCCUGGGAAGACGAAACGCUAUCAGACUCGGAGACCCCGUAUACAUCUGACACUAUUGUAGAAGACUUAAACCUGCAAAAAAUUGAAAAAGAUGGUUCUGUGACUUGCAAGGAGUGCGGUAAGAACUGUAAAAGGAAAUCCGCCUUCAUAGCGCACUACAAAACUCACACCACACCUAGCAGCUAUACCUGCCCUCUUUGUGGGAGGUCUUUCUCCAAGAGGUCAAGGUUCAUCAUUCACCAGAGGAGUCACACAGGGGAAAAAUCCUUUUCCUGCUCCGAAUGUGAUAAAUCCUUCACCUGCAAGUCCUAUCUUGUCCGGCACCAGAGGAUUCAUACGGGAAAGAGGCCGUAUACAUGUGACGAAUGUGGGAGGCGGUUUUUCGGCAGCUCGCACCUUGCACGGCACCGGAGGUUGCACACGGGAGAGAAACCGUUCACAUGCCAGGAGUGCGGCAAGUCUUUCACGGACAAGGCCACCGUUCUCAAACACCAGCUUGUCCACACCGGAGAGCGGCCAUUUUGUUGCUCUGAAUGUGGAAAGUGCUUCGCAAGCAGAGGGAGUGUCAUUAUACACCAGCGCACUCACACGGGAGAGAAACCGUUCCCAUGUUCCGAGUGUGGAAGGUGCUUCUCUGACAAGUCGCAGCUUCUUAAACAUCGGAACACACACGCCGGGCAAAAGCCGUUUUCCUGCUCGGAAUGUGAGAGAAGUUUUGCCCGGAACUCGCACCUCAUCCGACACCAGCGGACGCACACUGGAGAACAGCCGUAUUCAUGCCUCGAGUGUGGAAAACGCUUCACCAAUAAAGUCAAUCUUGUCACGCACACCAGGUUUCAUACAGGGGAGAAGCCAUUUCCCUGUGCAGAAUGUGGAAAACGUUUUGUCUUCAAAGCCCAACUCAUCAUUCAUCAGAGGGUCCACACGGGUGAAAAACCUUUCGCUUGUACGUACUGUGAGGGGCGAUUUACCAAUAAGGCCAAUCUUGUUAAGCAUCUGAGGACUCAUACAGGGGAGAAACCUUUUCCUUGCACUGAAUGUGACAAAUGCUUCUCUCGCAGGUCUCAUCUAGCCCUACAUUUGGCGACUCACACUAAAGCUCUAAAAUAUUCUUGUGAGAAAUGUGGAAAAGGCUUUAAAUUUAAGGGUCCUUUAAACAGACACCUAAAAAAUCACGAUUGAUAGAAAAGAUUGUACUCUCCUUCAUGAAUGAUAUGUUUCAGUGGGACAAUGUAAAUUGUGUGUGUUCCUAUGGUUUAAUGUCUGAAGUAACCAUGGCCCUCAUUCCGAGUUGUUCGCUCGCAAGCUGCUUUUAGCAGCUUUGCACACGCUAAGCCGCCGCCUACUGGGAGUGAAUCUUAGCAUAGUAGAUUUGCGAACGAAAGAUUAGCAGAUUUGCGAAUAGACAGUUCUUAGCAGUUUCUGAGUAGCUCGAGACUUACUCUGCCACUGCGAUCAGUUCAGUCAGUUUCGUUCCUGGUUUGACGUCGCAAACACACCCAGCGUUCAUCCAGACACUCCCCCGUUUCUUCAGACACUCCCGCGUUUUUCCCAGAAACGGCAGCGUUUUUUCGCACACACCCAUAAAACGGCCAGUUUCCGCCCAGAAACACCCACUUCCUGUCAAUCACACUACGAUCACCAGAACGAAGAAAAAACCUCGUAAUGCCGUGAGUAAAAUACCUAACUUAAUAGCAAAUUUACUUGGCGCAGUCGCACUGCGGACAUUGCGCAUUAGUGACUAAUCGCUCCGUUGCGGAAAAAAAAUAACGAGCGAUCAACUCUGAAUGACCACCCAUGUCUCCUGCUCAUGACAGCAGCCAUCGUGUGGGCUACACCAGUAUUUGAGGUCAGUCUGUUUAUUAGGAGCAAGUGAUUUCACUGGCACAUUGUUCAUGUAAUAAUUGUACAUAUAAUGGAGGUUUGUUUAAAAAGAAUAGAUAUUUAGAAGAAUUUCUUAUGUGAGACUAUUAAAUGUAGUUAAUGGUCCAGUCACACUCGUGAAUCAUGAAAGUAACCAUUUCAAGUACAUGGCGCUGCAAACACAAGGACAAACGUCGCGUGCCAAUGAAUAUCGUUUUUACAUUAUUUGACUUUGGAAAUGUACAUAAAAUGAAUUCUAAAAUAUUUCUCAAAAUAAACCCAACCAAUAUGAAA